AUCGGAUGCUCUUAGGUUGGAGGCUUUCACCGAAGCAAACAUCGGUCCCUUCGCCAUGGCUUGGUCAAACAGAGAACUGAUCAUGCAAGUGGAGCAGGAAACCAUCCGGGUCCUUGGUGCUGACGUUGUGAAAAAUGAUGGGCCGUGGCAUUACGCGCUGGUUUUUCCGAUCCGAGUACAAGGCGAAAAUGAGGAGUUGUUCAACAAGAAGAUUGAUGACCCGGCCUCCAAGUGGAAGGAGCUGUUCCCAACGGAACAGAAAAGCCCAACUGAUUUGAAGCCAGGAAUGACGUGGGAGGACUUCACUGGGAAAGUGCGGGAGAAUGUGAAGCAUUACAUUCGUGAGAUGGGAUGUGAGGUGACUGAAUUCAAAAGUGUGGACGAAGAUGAGAUCUUUGUUUUGUUUGGCAUGAUCGACAAAGAGAAAGCGAUGGAGCUUGCAGAUGAAGAGGAGGCCAGAGCACGCCUGAAAAUCACCGCUUACGAUGCGUCCAACCUCAAAUGUCCUACGGAUGAGAAGGUUGGAAAGGAAUGGAGAAUCAACCCGGUGAUCGAGACUUUGAAAGGUGCGGUCGCUGACAAUCGCUGCCCAGCUUUCGUGCGAUACAUACCUGCCCUUCAUGAUGUUGUUGAGGACUUGGAGGACACCGAGAUGCUGAGGAUUCUACGUCAUGCCCUCCGCAAGCACGUUCGUGUGCAACUCAUGGAGCAGGAGGAAGUUGUGCGACUCUUCUUCCCCAUCCACAAAUGGGAGGGGCUACAGGAGCUUCACAAGCGUGGGUGGAGCGAUCCUUACAAACCCAUUUACUUUCCAAAGUUGAACAUGCCGGACAAUGUGUCGGAGUACUUUGGUGCACACGUGGCAGCUUACUUCCAUUUCUACAACGCCUUCACAAGGUGGCUUGUCAUCCCCGCUGUCUUCAGCGCCGCCUUUCCUUUCGUCCGCCCACACAUUCCUACACAUGAGGCUCACAGGCUGGACAGUUGCUUUGGCGGCUUCUUAUGCAUUUGGACAACGGUCUUUUUGGCUCGCAUGAAGCACACCAUGAAUGAGAAGCUACUGCGAUGGGGCAUGGGGGAAUCAGUGCAGAACGUCACUCCAGUGCGGAAGAACUUCAAGGAUGAACUGCGGGGCAGCUGCUCGGAAAACCUUCGCAACCUGCUACACUGGACCCUUGUGAUCCUCUUUCUCAGUGAGACCGUCUUCUUUUCGCGAUUCAUUGCAAACUGGCGAGGCGAACUUUUUGAGAACCCCGAUGGCAUGACCUUUGGAAUGCAGAACACAGAUGCCGCAAAGUACUUCAAGUACUUGGUCACGGCCAACAUCAAAGUCGUGGAUGCAGUAUGGACGCCUCUGUGCAUCUACUUGACCAAACAUGAGAAUCAUCGCACUGAGAUGGCUUUGAAAUCUGCGCUGAUUCUGAAGCUAUUUGCAGUCAAGUCGGUCCUCUUCUACUAUCCUUUCAUUCGUACCAUAUUCAUCCAACCUCACGUUGAAGGAUGUCCAGGUCCAGGCAAUCAUAUCUCAGGAUGUUUGGAUUCGUUGCGAGCCGACCUUCAGCUUUUCUUCAUUACACAGGUGAUAUCCGUGGGAGCUGGCUUGAUGGUGCAGCUUGCCAUGAUGUACUGGACUGUUCGCAAAGAGCUUCAAAGGAAAAAGAGCGAUGAUGGGAAGCUCUCGUAUGUGGAAGUCCAGGCAAUGCUGGCGGAUUAUGACGAAGAGGCAGAGGUUUCGGAUUAUUUGCAAGUGGUCCUGAACUUUGGCUUUUUGUCAAUGUUUGGCUGCGUUGCUCCUUCAAUGUGCGUUUUGUGCUUCUUGUCCAACCUUCCAAUGAAGAGGCUUUUGGCCUUUCGCUUCUCCUUCUCACAGAAGCGUGUCGUCCCGAUCAUCACACAUGGCCUUGGCUCGUGGGAGCUUAUCUUGAAUUUCAUCGCCUACAUUGGGGUCACUUUGACAUGUUACAUCGUCAUCUUUGCCUACAACAGCUUGGACCUCGAGGACUUUCGCACACAGCUGCUCUUGUUCAUUGCCAUCGAACGUGCAGUGGCAGUUCUGAAGCUCAUGCUGACUCUCGUCUUUGGAGAAAAGUCCUUGGCCCAGGAGCGAAUCGAGGAGCAGAACGAAGAGGUUUUGGAGCUCAUCGUCGCAAGUGAGAUUAAGAAACAUCAUCAGCGCACGCAUCCUUAGUGCUGAGAUGUUUGCCGCUUAGCUUGGCCGGACAAAGCUCCCUGAGCUUGGGACGCAAAGCGUUGCUGGGCCUGACUGGAGGCUAAGCAAGCGUGAUCGCUUUGGCUAGAGGCAUCAUUAGCGGCAAGCGCGUUUCUGGAGGGGUUGGAACUACCCGAAGAAAAG
Molecule: messenger RNA, 2353 nt
Organism: Durusdinium trenchii
Lineage: Eukaryota; Dinophyceae; Suessiales; Symbiodiniaceae
Source: the annotation of a GenBank genome assembly